AUGGAAGCAGGUUGGAAGUCAAUGAAAAAAGAUCUUUUAGGAAAGAAAACUUUAGAGAAGUAUCAACUUAAUAACAUAUUCAAGAAUCAGAGAGAAGAAGCUAAGGCACUUAUAAAUAUGGAAAAGCUAGAACGCUAAUUGAGUUCUAUUUAAUUCUUAAAAAUAGGGUUAAGUUAAACGGAAUCUACUGUCAAACUAAACUUCGAGAGAAUAGUUGAAGAAAUUACGAGGGUUAAAACUUGGACACUAGAAGUCAGGAGAUAAAAGAUUGAAGAAAUUAAGAAUCAGCCUUUUUGGGAGAAGGUUGCAAAUCUAGGUAAAAUAGACUACAAAGAAUAAGUUGAAUUAAUGAUGGAAAGAUUGAAAAUGAUUUAGAAAAGGCAGACCGAUAGGAAGUUUAUUUUGGCAAAGUACAAAGACUCUUUCGUAAACUUUGAUGCUAAAGCCUUGCCUCUAGUUUCAAAUUUUAAAAUCUUAGACAUAAAAAGAUUUGUAGCUCAGUAUGACUACUACAUGAAAAAGUUUUCCCCGAUUCCUAUGGAGUUUUGUCUUGGAAUGAAUCUAAAUCUAGGUCAGAUAAUUAGUCGCAUGAUUUAUGAGUAUUUGGGAGAACAAUUAAAAAUACUACCAAAAUUCAAGAAAAAGUUUGAGAUAAAAAAUUAAAUACUUAAAAAUGCUGCUAAGGUGGAUUAGUACUUUCUAGAUAGAAAGUUUAGAAGACUCACUCAUAAGAAGAUAGUAUUUGAUCCUAAUGAUGUCAGAUUUCCUGUUCCCAAGGUAUAUUUUUACGAUCUAAGUGCUGAUUUCGUAAGAUAUCAGUACAUAUACUGGAAGCUUGGAUUUUACUUCAAGCUAGUUAUUAAUGGAGAGAAAUUUGAGUCUCUGAUUAUUAGAAAAUUAAGAAAAAGGCAGUUUAAAAAGCCAUCUCAUAUAUAAUUUAUUGGGAAACUAAAAAGAUUUGAUGAAAUCAAGAAACAUAAAAAGUUUAAGGUUGAGUUAGCAAAUAUUCUUGAAAUUACUGAGAAAGAAGAAGAGUUUUUUUACAUCAACGACAACAUUUCGAAUGAAGCUAUAUAUCUUUAUGAUAGAAUGAAAAAGUAGUAACAGAGACCACCGAUCUUUUUCCUUGAUUUGAUGGAAAAUACUGAUGAAAGUGAAAUAGAUAGUAUAUUAAACCAAAGUUAGCAAAGAUCAGAAACUAGUCAAAGUGAGGAGUCAAUAAUAACAGCAAUUUUUGGUUAAUAAUAGUAGUCUGGGAAAUAUCCAACUUUAUCUGAAGCCUCAUCUGAUUCUUCCUUUAAAAUUAUGAGUAAACUGCAACCAGCUGAUGUGUUUAGCAUUUCAAUAAGUAGGAAAAAUAAGUCUAGGAAAUAAAAAAUCAUUGAGAAAUAGGAAGAAAGCGAAAUAGAUGACUUAACAGAGAGUUUUUCCUAUUUUAAUUUCGAUUCAAGAAAGAGACUGGACAAAACCCGGAGACAUAUUAAUAAUUAAUAAAAAAGUAAAUUUUAUCAACGAUUUCCCUAGUAAAUUAAUCCUAAGAAAAGAAGCAGAGAAGAUUUUGCUGAUUAAUAUAACUCUCAAUACCAAUCUCAUAAUAAUUAACCAAAGCUUAAAGAUGAAUAGCUUUAUCAAUAUUUUGAAAAGCAGUAAAACCCUCAAAAGAACUAGCAAUUUUCUAAAUGCAAUUUUAAAAAAUUUAAGCCAAAUGAUGUUAAUAACACUGAUCUAGAAAAUGCUAUAGCAUCUUAAUAUGUGUAAUUUCCUCUGUAAUAAAAUAAGAGCUUCUUUGAUGAAUAAGUCUACCAAUAGCAAAGUAACUAUCACCUUGGUGAUAUGCUAAUGAAAAAGCAUGAAAAUCUUUUCCCUCCACAAUUAAGAUAAUCGCUUGGUUUGGAUUAUUAGCAAAGAAUGAAUGAGUAAAGGUAGUAUUAUUGGCAAAGCCCACUUAGAGAUCAUAGAGCAAAUAUAAAUCAAAACUUUACGAAGCAAUCAAGCUACAUUAACUUAUCUCAAGGCAGAAAUUCGCUGUUGCCUUAGAAUAUAGUCUAAUUACCAUUAUAGAGUUCUUUAGAGUUUUACAAUAGAUUUGGAUAGCCAUUGUAGUAACAAGUUCAAAUGCAAUAUAAUCCCUUCAACUCUGUUCCAAGUGAUCAUUACUAAAGCAAGUCGAUGCUUCCUAGAUAUGAGAAUAAUGGUUAAAUCAGCUAUUAGCCGCAAAUAAAUAUUACUCGCCAGUCGAUCGGGUCUAAUAAAAUGACAAUAUUUCAGCCGAUCUAGCAAAUUAAUUAAGCCUAGAUAAAAUAGCCAAGACCUACAGCUCAUAUUCUUUAUAACUAGGAUGAGGAUUCUGAAAAGAUUAAUUUUCUGGGAACUGAUGAGGAACUCUCAGAUCAAAAUCCUAAUGACUAAUGGUAUGAAAUAGUGAGAGAUAAACCAACAUUAACAAGAACUUAAGAUGACUUUAAAAAGGAAGUAAGGAAGAAAUAGAAAGAGGAGGUAAAGAAGCCUUAAGAAUAAAGGCUGGGUCUCUUAAAUAACAAAAUACCUUUAAAAAAGUUACCCAGAGUAUAACCCUUUCAAAAAAGUACUCCUUUGCAUUUGUGA
Stylonychia lemnae is the source of this 2604-nucleotide messenger RNA. The record is from the annotation of a GenBank genome assembly. NCBI's taxonomy places the organism in Eukaryota, Ciliophora, Spirotrichea, Sporadotrichida, Oxytrichidae.